AUGUCAAGUCCGAUCAUCAUCGUGGGCGCCGGCGCGUUCGGUCUGUCGACCGCCCUGCAUCUGGCGCAGAACGGGUACGACAAUGUGCUGGUCAUGGACAAGGCCGAGCAGAUCCCAUCCGGCUUCUCAGCUGCCAACGACCUCAACAAGAUUGUCCGCGCCGAAUACGAAGAUCCGUUCUAUACUGAUCUAAGUCUUGUACAAACCCAGCAAGCGAUCGCGGCCUGGAAGACUCCUCUGCUCGCCGCGCAUUUCCACCAGACCGGAUUCCUGCACUGCGUGUCCGAAAACGCUCCCCCGGAGGCUGUCGCAACGCUGAACCGGUUCCAGGCUGCCGCGGAACGCAGCCCGGUCCUGCAACCGUACCUGGUGCGCGUGGAGGGUGCCCAGGCUGUGCGCCAGCACGUCUGGCAGUACAACGAGGGCACGCUGCCUGGCUGGACGGGAUACCUGAACCGAUUCGAUGGAUACGCGCAUUCGGCCGACGCGCUGCGGGCCGUGUUCCGCGCGGCGCAGGCGGCCGGGGUACGCUUCCUGCUGGGCGAGGGCGGGGCCGUAACAGAAGUGGUGCGGGCCGGGAGCGGGAGCGGGGGCGGCAAGAUCCGCGGGGUGCGCACGGCGGCCGGGCGCUUCCACGCGGCGGAGCGGGUUAUCGUCGCGGCUGGGGCGGCCGCGGGGCGGCUCGUGCCCGAGCUCGGCACGCAGAUUGUGGCCAAGUCAUGGUCGGUCGCGCAUGUGCAGCUCACGGACGAUGAGGCGUCGGCCCUGCGCGGCAUUCCCGUCACGUACGCGCGCGACCUGGGUUUCUUCUUCGAGCCCGACCCGGCGACCAAGCUGCUCAAGCUGUGUCCCAUGGGCGGUGGGAUUGUCAACACGGACCCGCACACGGGGGUGUCGCAUGCGCCCGACUCUCUCGAGGCCAGUACCGGCUGGAUGCCGGCCGACGACGAGGCGAAACUGCGCCGCUUGCUGGCGCAGACCCUGCCGCAACUCGCCAAUCGCCCGCUGGUGCACAAGUCGAUCUGCUGGUUCGCCGACAGCAAGGACUCGGACUUUAUCAUCGAUUACGUGCCUGGGUCGGAGCACUCGCUGGUUAUGCUCUCCGGCGACUCGGGCCACGGCAUGAAGAUGUUUCCGCUGGUCGGUCAGUGGGUGCGUGCCCUGCUCGAAGCCCCUGACCAGCGCCAGCCUGUGGCGCGCUGGCGCUGGAAAGGCAACCAGAACGAUGAGGGGAAUUGGGGGGGUGCCGUCAGUUGGCGGCUGGGGGAUACCCGGGAGUUGAAAGAUAUCAAGGCGAGACUUUAA
Penicilliopsis zonata CBS 506.65 is the source of this 1305-nucleotide messenger RNA. RefSeq lists its product as hypothetical. The coding region runs from base 1 to 1305 and encodes 434 amino acids. NCBI's taxonomy places the organism in Eukaryota, Fungi, Ascomycota, Eurotiomycetes, Eurotiales, Aspergillaceae. The transcript is spliced from 2 exons. Gene Ontology annotation, molecular function: saccharopine oxidase activity; sarcosine oxidase activity; flavin adenine dinucleotide binding. The record is from RefSeq and is a predicted model, not a curated record.